AUGCCUAGCCUUGCGAACUUGGCGAACAAGGAGCUCCGGUUUGCGCUGCUCGCUCUUUUCCCCUCUGCAGAUUUGAAGUUGGUGAGCGAGGCCGCACGCUGCGGCGACUUAGACGUGGCUAGUGAUUUCAUCCGAAAUGCCCUCUCCGAGUGCGCCACUGCCACAGCUGCAGCCGCGACGGUUAGCGACCCGCCUUCGGAGCCUCUGCCCGUCGAGGUGCCUGAAAAGAGUGCGAUCCGGCAUGCGAAGGAAGAGGCCGAGCCGGCUUCUCUCCUCCUCGCCGAGCCACCACCUGUCAGCGAUUUCCCCAAAGAGGCCAUCGAGGCAGCAACGCACGAGGGUGUAAAACCAAAAGCUACCGGAUCUGGCUACGAUCCAGCUAGGCCGGCGCAGGGGUCACUGACUGCUGAUGGCUGGGAGAUAAAAUGCCAUGUCAAUCUCCACAAGACCUGUCAAUCGCUCCGGACAUUGGAGUAUCCGACAGAGAAGCGGAGCACUGCCGCAGAGACCAUCUUGCGCAAUGUAGGCACCGACAACACGGCCGCCUUUGCCGCCGUAUGCUUCGAGCGGAUGAUGCAGCGAGAACAGGAGAUGGAUGAUGAUUUCUGCGUGUUCUACCAUCACUACAACAGCGCCUCCCUCCUCUACGAAGUCCAGGCAGAGAUCGCAAGGCAUGCCUUCCGGCUGCCCGACACCUUCGCCCCCCUUCCCCGUAUCUUCUCGGGACACUUCAAGGGAGUGACCCUCGGCAAGCUAAAGGCGGCUUUCGAGACAGAAAAUGCGCUAAGUGGCCAGGAUCACGACCCCUGGUUUCGCUCCCUGGCCAUUUCGGCCUCUCCCACGCUCUUUGCCUUCGGCUCCGAGGCGCCGCCCCUGACCUGCUUCCGACAAGGCUACGGCUGCACCGACCUUUCCUUUCAGGGCCUGCUAACGAAAAUGCUGGAGGACGCCCUGGCAGUGACAAAUCGCACGGCUUCAGAGCUUUGUGCCAAGUUGGCCGAGGUGGGCGCGAGCUUCGGUUUGCAAGUGCAGGGCUAUGGCCACAAAGGCAACAGCAGCAUCAAGCGCUUGGGGGGCCAGAUGCUGCAGAUCUUCAUACACAAGGAUCACGUGGCUGAGCACGUCUACCAUUGCCUGGCAUUCGGUUUGCCCAUUGCCACCGAUGUCCGGCCAUGGCUGGCAGACCCGGAGAGGGCGAAGAAGCCCCUGGACGGACAGGUUCGGAUCCUCUUCGAUCCCGAGCUCUUCGUAGACGGCCGUGGACAGCCCUGCCGUGGCCAACUCUUUCACUACUGCGGGGACUGGGAAUUCCUCGGCGGGGACGCCGAGAUGGAG
Symbiodinium sp. CCMP2456 is the source of this 1335-nucleotide messenger RNA. The record is from the annotation of a GenBank genome assembly. NCBI's taxonomy places the organism in Eukaryota, Dinophyceae, Suessiales, Symbiodiniaceae.